Molecule: messenger RNA, 1320 nt
Organism: Haliotis rubra (blacklip abalone)
Lineage: Eukaryota; Metazoa; Mollusca; Gastropoda; Lepetellida; Haliotidae
Exons: 2
Coding region: 382-1311 (309 amino acids)
Biological process (GO): intracellular signal transduction
Source: RefSeq, a predicted model, not a curated record
AUGUGUGUUUCGUGGAUGACAUAAGAUCACACUGAAUGUUUAGGUCGCUGACGUUAGAUAAUUCUACAGGUGUCAUUCUUCACAGAACACUACGAGUUGCUGCAGCUGAACAUCAUUAUUCGCUGAAAGAUGACAUUCGGGUUGUUCUAGGCUGCGCUUAACGAAUAGCGCUGCUCAGAGUGUUGCUGCAAGCUCCUAACAGCGUCUCUCGUUUUUCCAUUCAUUAUUGUGAUGUCCUGAAAUAUGCUUGCUCAUCCAGGGACGUAGCUACCAUUAUGAAACAAAGCCAGGGCUUACACAUGACUGUUGCUAAAAAGUGUUUCAGAUUGUGUCAAAGAUGUCAUAACGCAGACACAGAAAGACACCAGCCCAUUUCUCACCAUGAGCAAAUUCUCAGGAAGGUACCACGGUGACACGUCCUCUGAUCACGUGAUAGAACCGAGUGACUCAAGAAAAGAAGCUAUGGUCAUUACGAGACGAUACUGCUCCUGUGAAAGUCAAGAAGAUUUGAUUAGAAUAAAGGACCUAGUUUCUAAACUUAACAACAAGAAUGAAAUAAGUCUGUAUCUGAGGUGGCUGUUGUCACGAGAAGAUCGCACUGGUGCUGUCAACAUCUGUAAAGUUCUGCUUGGAUUAGGACGCCCAAUAGAACAUCUCGUCAGAGACGAGAUCUUGUCAGAGCUGAUCGUCCACGUGGCUGUCGACCUUCUGCAGAUACUUCUCAAAGCCGAUCUAGAUUUCACAAACUUUUUGCCUUGUCAAUAUUUUAUUUCGACAUUAAAAGAAGAUCCUACUGUGUGCCUUUGGGACAGUUUGGUAUUUCGGUCCCUGCUUUGUGGAAAGUCUGGCUACAGGUACGAAAGUCGACCUGAUCCAAGUGAACGAUUUGCUUACGUUGUGAUAGUAGCGAUGAUCCAGGCGAGUUGUUUUAGAACUGAAUCAAUAUCAGCGUUAGCGUAUGUGAUUGACAAGUACCCAAUCAACCCGGGAGAUUCCUAUACGUAUGGGAAGGUGUUCCGUGCGCUUGUAGUCGCGGGGUUGGACCCAAGUGAGGGUUUUGUGUCAGAAAUGGAAGGGAGAGAGUCGCAGUCGGUGCCGGCGUAUUACGAAGAGUACCGGCAGUGGUACAGGGACUACAGGCGGUGUGUUCCCUCUCUGAAACAUUGUGCACGACUGGUCGUGAGGCGUACUGUCCAGGUGAACAUGGAACUGGCCACUUUGAGAAUGGAGCUGCCAAAGCGCGUUGCAGACUUUCUGUUGCUAAGAGAUCCACUUACACUGUCUGUUAUUAAUAUUGAUGAUAAAGAUUGAUUCAUAUUU